AUGCCAUCUUUCGACAUCGUUUCCGAAAUUGAUAUGCAGGAAGUGCGUAACGCCGUUGAGACGCCACCCGCGAUCUCGGCACCCGCUGGGAUUUUCGUGCAGCAGCUGCUCGAUAUUCUGCGCGAAAAGCUGAGCAAGCGCAGCAUCGACGGCGCCGCGCUGGAGAUCCCGGAAGAGUUUACCCACAGCGGUAAAACCUACAGCGUGGAAGCCAAGCUGAAGCAGGGAUUGAAACCUCUGUGGCGAAGAAAAUCGUCAAGCUGA
Messenger RNA from Nilaparvata lugens (brown planthopper), 264 nucleotides. RefSeq names its product UPF0234 protein Spro_1084-like. The coding region runs from base 1 to 264 and encodes 87 amino acids. Gene Ontology annotation, molecular function: nucleotide binding. Gene Ontology annotation, cellular component: cytosol. The record is from RefSeq and is a predicted model, not a curated record. NCBI's taxonomy places the organism in Eukaryota, Metazoa, Arthropoda, Insecta, Hemiptera, Delphacidae. The transcript has 2 exons.